Messenger RNA from Spirodela intermedia, 2043 nucleotides. The record is from the annotation of a GenBank genome assembly. NCBI's taxonomy places the organism in Eukaryota, Viridiplantae, Streptophyta, Magnoliopsida, Alismatales, Araceae.
AUGAGGAAGGAUGGCAGCGUGGGCGGCGCUAUGGGGGGCGGCGGAGGGGCCGCUGGUGUUGCUCCCUUCUCGUUCUCGUGCCUCGACAUGAAGCCCUUCAUCGCCACCCUGGUGGCCCUGACGCUGGUCAUGGCCUUCUGGCAACUCCAACCCUACGAAUCUCUCCUCUCCGCCCGCUCUUGCCCCAUCACCGACCCUUCCACGACAAAUCCCAUCUCGCAGAAGAAGCUUUCGGCCGCUCUCACGGCCUCCAUCGCCGACAUUCCCCCUUCCCCCUCUCAAAAUCUGCAGCCGGCCCCUCCGUCGGACCCCAACAAGAGGGUCCUCCGCCCCUACGGCAGCGCUGCCGCGCUCUUCGUUCAGAUGGGCGCUUACCGCGGGGGUUCCAACACAUUCGCCAUCGUCGGUCUCGCCUCCAAGCCUACCCACGUCUUCGGCAAGCCCUGGUUCAAGUGCGAGUGGGUCUCCAACAACCCUAAUGCCACCACCAUCCGGGCCAAGGCCUACAAGAUGCUCCCAGACUGGGGCUAUGGCCGCGUCUACACCGUCGUCGUCGUCAACUGCACCUUCUCUCAGGUCCCCAACGCCGACAACCUCGGCGGCAAGCUCCUCCUGUACGCCUACUACUCCCCCUCCCCCCGCCGGUACGAGAAAUUCCUAGCCAUGGAGGAAACCCCCGGUUCCUACGACAAAUCCAGAUUUCAUCCGCCAUUCAAGUACGACUACCUCUACUGCGGAUCCUCCCUCUACGGGAACCUCAGCGCCAGCCGCAUCAGGGAGUGGAUGGCUUACCACGCCUACUUCUUCGGGCCCAGCUCCCAUUUCGUCUUCCACGAUGCCGGCGGCGUCAGCCCGGAGGUGAGGAAGGUGCUCGAGCCGUGGGUGCGAGCGGGUCGCGCCACUGUACAAGACAUCAGAGUUCAGGAGGAGUAUGAUGGCUACUACUAUAAUCAGUUCCUCGUGGUGAACGACUGUCUCCACAGAUACAGGCACGCCGCCAAUUGGACCUUCUACUUCGAUGUCGACGAGUAUAUCUACCUGCCCGAUGGCAACUCUCUGGAAUCGGUGCUGGCGGAGUUUUCGAACUAUACCCAGUUCACGAUCGAGCAGAACCCCAUGUCCAGCAAGCUGUGUGUGCAGGAUCCGGCCAAUAAUCAUUCUAGGUGAGCUCCAGCAUCCAGAUCGAUUUCAUUUUUCUUUGGAUUCUCUUCUCUGCUCUCUCUUCCUCCUUCGAUUGCUCUCGAAGUUACCCGUUCGAUCUCCUGAGCUCUGAUGGGUGGUUCAAGGUGAUCGUCAGUUUCUGAAAAGAAUCGAUCGAAAACUCAGAAUGCCGGGUAGCAUAGAUCUCUCCCGAGCUCGAAAAGUUGGCGGGGAAUUUAAUUAUUGAUUUCCUCAGGUUUUCUUUUUCCUUUUUUUAAUUUUUCUUUCGCUGUCCGACUGAAUUAUCAUCUUCUCAAUCCCGUCGACGUCAUAAUCUCCCUGCGAAAACAUGAUCUUGGUAUUCUAUGGAAUGAAGCUUUCGUUUUUUUUACUCUCUUGCGAUGGAGAAGUCACUCUCGUAGGUUUCUACCCGUCGGCAAUCAAACAAAACUAGACAUUCUUCGAGGAAAUAUAAUAAUCUUCCAAAGCUUUGGGUGUUCCGUGCUCUGCUGUUUCUGGGUCUCCUCAUCGACCAUCUUGCUCUGCGAAAUCUGCAGCGAGUGGGGGUUCGAGAAGCUGGUUUUCCGGAACUCGAUUACCAGAGUAAGGAGAGAUCGGAAGUACGCCAUUCAGGCCCGGAACGCCUUCGCCACAGGCGUCCACAUGUCGGAGAACGUCGUCGGGAAGGCGCUUCACCAGACGGAGACGAAGAUCAGAUACUACCACUACCACGACUCCAUUAAUGUGCUGGGCGAGCCCUGCCGGGAGCUCGUGCCGAUGCCGGCUGGCGGCAACCUGACCUGGUUUGAGAAGAUCCCCUACGUCUACGACGACAGCAUGAAGCGGAUUGCCGGCGCCGUGAAGCGCUUCGAGGAGGAGACCAUCGGAGCCAUUCGAGUUUAA